AUGAAUGACAUGAAGAGUAACCGAGAACUGUACCUACAGUACUCAGCCGUGGCCCCCAAGCUGCUGGCCCAGAUUUCCAAACUCCUCGUGAUCUGCCGGAACUCAGGCAUCCAUGUACCCAAGGGCAUCAGAAACAUUUUUGAGUUCACUUGGGAGGAGCUCAUCACCGAUCCCAUGAUACCCACUGCAUCUGACAUCUUAGGCCUGGACAUCAGUUUGGGACCACCACCUACACUUGUGGAAUUGACCCCUGUGCAGCCCCCCUCCCAGAAGAAACCACCACCACCAGGACCACCUCCUCAGUUACUCUCAAUGUGCUUUGGUGCCGCCAAGCGUUCCACCCCCUCCCCUACCCAGAUGCAUGCAAUGACCGCCGGCCGGGAGACCUUGCACAGAUUUCAGCGGCAGUCCAUCCACCUGCUGACAGAACUUCUCACCCUGAAGAUGAAGGCCAUGGUGGAGUCUGUAUCGGUAGGUGCCAACCCCCUGGAUGUCACAAGACGCUUUGUGGAGGCCAGCCAACUGCUCCAUCUCAACGCCAAGGAGAUGGCCUUUGACUACUUGGUCAACACAAUCGGGAGAAGUGGUGGACAGUUGGGGAAAGAUUCUUUCAAUAACAUGUCCAUCCUGGGAGUGAACUCGCCAUAUCAGCUCAUUUACCAGUCUUCAACAGGUUGUCUGAGCUUUUCUCUCUCCACCGUAAGGGAAGGCAAGAAGAAAACAGGCAAAUCCAAAACUCUGGAAGAAGUAAGUCCACCCUUGCUCCAUGCAGCAGGGACCUCUGUCUGUGACUAUGUGGAGGUCAGCGACCCCUGCCCAGAGGCCCGGGAAAAGCUACAAGAGAUGUGUCGCCAUAUAGAAGCUGAGAGGUCCUUGUGGAGAGGGAGGAAUGUCUCCUACCCGGUGAUAUUACGCAACUACAAGACAAAGAUACCCAUUCAUCCACCACCUACUUCCCAAGCUCAGUCCCUGAGUUCCCAGCAGCCUCACACUCCUACCUCCUACCAGCCAGCUCACCACAUUCACUAUGGUCGGCAUUCUCAAGAGUGGAAAGGGCCCAAGAAGACCAUCAAGUUGCAUUAUACCUUCUAUGACGGGUCCUCUUUUGUUUACUAUCCUUCUGGAAACAUCGCCAUGUGUCAGAUCCCCACGUGCUGCAGAGGGAGAGCCAUCACCUGGCUCUUUAAUGACACGCCUAACAUGUCCUUCCUGGCCCUGUUCAACGCUGAAGGCCAGGGCUGUGUUCAGUACAAUGCAAAGACCCGCUGCCCAUACGUCUUGGUCUUUGAUGAGGAAGGUGGGACCACCAAUGACUACAAGGGCUACAUAGUCCACAAGUGGAACUGGUCUUCUAAGACAGAGACGUUGCUCUCCCUGGAAUACAAGGUGAAUGAGCAAAUGAAGUUGACAGUUACGGGACAAGAUUCUAUGGUGGUCACCUUCACUUCCCUGAACGAGACAGUAACACUCACUGUAUCGGUCAACAAUUGUCCUCAUGGGAUGGCACAUGAUAAACGAGUGAUCCACAGAAUCAACAACUUUGACGACAAGAUCCAUAAGAUGAGCCGAGCCCUGGCUGAGAUCAAGAAGCGAUUUCAAAAGACAGUGACUCAGUUCAUGAAUUCUGUCUUGCUGACAGCAGGUCUGUUCACCAUAGAAUAUCCCAUGAAAGAUGAGACAGAGAUUGGUCGGACCAAAAUGAAACAUGGGUCUCAUCCUGAUCGACCCCGCAAGCUGAGUUUAUACUCAGGAGAACUCCUAGUACAUUCUCAGUCAGCGCGACUGGAAUCCUUGAUUGGAGAGUCUUCCAAGGAAGAAACUACCUCUGCUCCUGUGAGCCCCACUCAGAAGACAACCAUCAGAAUUCAGGCCAAACCCACGAUCCUAUUCAGGCCCAAGACCCGUGAGGUGCGCAGCCCCACUGCCUGGGCAGCCUCGCCCUACGACUGCCCGCUAAUGUUGCGGAAGCUCAUCCGCAAGGAAGACAUCCGGCCUGGCUGCAAGUGUGUUGUAAAGGCACCACUGGUGUCUGACGUGGAGCUGGAGCGUUUUAUGUCAGCUCCCCGUGAUCCCAGUCAGGUGCUGGUGUUUGGCAUUGUCUCAGUCCAGAACCCAACCAGAACCGCCCAACUCCAGUGGCUGCUGGACAUCCUCUACAGUCACCGGCAGCAGGGUCGUGCCUCUCCCUGCAUGCAGUGCCGGCAUGACCCCUACCGCCUACUGCGCUAUGAUCUGGACAGCCCCCUGCAGAAUGACCCACCCCUACUGGUGAAGAAGUACUCCGUGAUGCCCGGCAUGAUCCUGAUGUUCGCUGGUGGGAAACUCCUCUUUGGAGGCUGUGUUUUGAAUGGAUAUGGCGUCAGUAAGCAGAACCUGCUAAAACAGAUCUUCCAGGCUCGGCAUGAUUGCAAGAUGGGUUACUUCCUACCAGACAACUAUAAAUUUAGUGCUUCAACCCCCAUACCGAGCCUGGUGGAUUCUGACCCCGCAAAGAGAACCAUGUUGGAUGGUGUCCAGGGAAGCUUCUCCUCCUUGGCCCUGGGGGACAAGACAGAGAAAGAGUCUUCUGUUGACGUGGAGAAGAAAGUCAAAGAGCCUGAAGUGGACCUGCAGCCUGUCAACAAAGCCAGGAGAGGCAGUAAGAAGACAUUCAACUGGCAGAAACAAUCCUCCAAGAAGUGA
Chrysochloris asiatica (Cape golden mole) is the source of this 2682-nucleotide messenger RNA. It is a transcript of the gene FAM194C, whose product is annotated as chromosome unknown open reading frame, human C3orf20. Bases 1 to 2682 code for a protein of 893 amino acids. NCBI's taxonomy places the organism in Eukaryota, Metazoa, Chordata, Mammalia, Afrosoricida, Chrysochloridae. The record is from RefSeq and is a predicted model, not a curated record. The transcript is spliced from 15 exons.